Molecule: messenger RNA, 1173 nt
Organism: Trypanosoma conorhini
Lineage: Eukaryota; Euglenozoa; Kinetoplastea; Trypanosomatida; Trypanosomatidae
Product: putative chaperone DNAJ protein
Exons: 1
Coding region: 1-1173 (390 amino acids)
Biological process (GO): response to heat; protein refolding
Cellular component (GO): cytoplasm
Molecular function (GO): Hsp70 protein binding; ATP binding
Source: RefSeq, a predicted model, not a curated record
AUGGCAGGAGCACCACGAAGUGCGUGUCCGACGCCUCUCAUUCUCGUUCUUCUUCUUUCGCUGCUGUGUUUCGCCGCUCCCACCGCGGCCUUCUUUGGCAGAGGGGGACAGGCACCUGCACCUCCCCCCGCGGAGCAGGAAGAGGUGGACUACUACGCCGUGCUUGGCUUGACCGAGGAGGCCACGGAGAAGGAGGUGCGGCAAAAGUUCCGUGAGCUCUCCCGCAAGUACCACCCUGAUGUGGCAAAGUCUGCGGAGGCCAAGGCGAUGUACGGCAAGAUUAACCGCGCGAACGCGGUUCUCUCCGACAAGAAGAAGCGUCGCAUGUACGACAUGCGGGGUGAAGAGGGUCUGCGGCAGCUGGAGCUGGCAUUGAAGCAGGGUGACCAAGGGAAUUCCAUGGAUCCUUUUGCCCGGCUCUUUGGCAUGGGUGGCGGCGGCGGCCUGCGCGGGUCUAAUUCUGAGGGCACACUUCACGUCGAUCUCGAGGAUGUGUAUAGGGGAGGUAAGAAGGCCUUUGUGUUUAACAAGCAGAAGGUGUGCACCAAGUGUAAGGGUAGUGGCGCCUCCAAGGGCAGUGGCGUGGUGAUCUGCUCGCACUGCCGCGGUCACGGUGUUGUGAUUCAGCGUCUGCAGCUCGCCCCGGGCAUGUACCAAGACAUGCAGCAGGCCUGUCCGCAGUGUCAGGGAAAAGGGCGGGUGGCAAAGCACAAGUGCCCCGCGUGCAACGGCAACAAGGUUGUCCGCGGCGACGUCACGCUGACGAUGGAUAUUGAGCAGGGCGUGCCUGAGGGGCACAAGGUGAGGUUUGAGAUGGAGUCCGAUGAGUCGCCAGAGCUUGUUCCCGGAGACCUCAUCAUGACGGUGCUUACGAAGCCGCAUCCGCGCUACUCGCGCCGCUCAAACGGCCUCGACCUUGACGCCUCGCUUACCGUGACGCUGAAGGAGGCACUCUUGGGCUUUGAGCGCCGCAUGGAGCACCUGGACGGGACGGAGGUGGUGGUGCGCGCCACCGGCGUGACGCCGUACGGGAAGGUGCUGAAGCUCCGCGGCAAAGGCAUGCCGCGGCACCACCUGCCGUCGGAGAAGGGGGACCUCUACGUGAAGGUGAUGUUUGAGCUGCCAAGGUCCCUGACGGAGGCGCAGAAGAAGGAGAUUGCGGAGCAACUCUGA